AUUACUCUCUCUCUCUCUCUCUCUCUUUCUCUACAGUAGCAUCAGAAAAAGCCAGAAGCUUUGUGUCUAAUUCUUGAUCAUUUGCCACUGCCAAUUGUGAACUACACGAGAGAGAAGAUUCUUUAAGUUCUCAGUGUUUUGAGGUGAUUCUUGUCGGAGUUGCGUAUGGCUACCAUUCUAGCGAACUUACCCGCAGCACCGCUCGUCCACCAUAAGCCACAGCUCCUUUUGACAAGCGUGGGCACAUUCUCAGUCGCCACACCUAAAGAAAGAGGAAAUCGUCUUGCUGUUGUAGUGAAGGCUAUGGGCGAAAGCUCCGAUUCUUCCACUUCCCUAAGCGUUGUCAAGUCUGUGCAAAAUAUUUGGGAUAAAUCUGAGGAUCGCGUGGCUAUUAUUGGCUUGGGGUUUGCAGGCGUAGUGGCUCUCUGGGCAACUGCAAAUCUUGUAACGGCUAUUGACAAGUUGCCUGUUAUACCAAGUGCACUGGAAUUCAUUGGGAUAGUGUUUUCUGCGUGGUUUACAUAUCGCUAUCUCUUAUUCAAACCUGACCGGGAAGAGCUUUUCCAAAGCAUCAAGAAGUCCAUCUCAGAUACCUUGGGACAGUAAACUGUACCAUCUUGUGCUGGACGAUGAUCGAAAGGUCUCAUAAAUAGAAACUUUCUUUGGCUGUAUCCCUAUUUCACUGGUUACACGAGCCUUAUGACCUGUCAUUUGUUGUAACAGUUGAUGGUGAAGAAGUAACAAUUUCAAGUGGAGCAUGAAAACUGUAUAGUUUCCUGAAGGUUUCUGGUUCCUUUGGAAGCCUGUAUCGGUAUUCUGCUCACGUUUUUCUCGAUGGUCUCUCUCUCUCUCAGAUCA
Messenger RNA from Syzygium oleosum, 858 nucleotides. Its product is annotated as protein CURVATURE THYLAKOID 1C, chloroplastic. The transcript is spliced from 6 exons. Lineage: Eukaryota; Viridiplantae; Streptophyta; Magnoliopsida; Myrtales; Myrtaceae. The record is from RefSeq and is a predicted model, not a curated record. Gene Ontology annotation, cellular component: chloroplast thylakoid membrane; thylakoid. Bases 166 to 606 code for a protein of 146 amino acids.